AUGGAUAUAAAAGUGGUGGAUGACGAAAUUAUGCUAUCGGAUGGGAGGGUAAUUAGAAUGCCCGUUAAACAAACAGAGGAAAAAGAAAAGGAAAAGAGCAAAGGGAAAAUAAAGGUAGACAAAGUACCAAACGUUUGGGGAAGCAGUGCAGGCGCAGGAAGUGACUACUUUGAUCUUUACCGAAAACAGAGAAAUGAAGAAAAUGAAAGAAUCGAAUUGAUGGAAAAAAGGUGGAAAGAAUAUACACAGAAUCAAAUAUUUCAAAGUAAGAGGAAGGAAAAAAUUGAAUAUAUAGAAAAGAAAAGUUUAAAAAAAAAAAGAAAAAGACAAAUGAAGAAGGAAAAAAUUAGGGAGAUGCGAAAUAGUAAGAAGGGUAAAGUUCAAGGGGAAAAUCAAGAGAUAACGGAACAGAUAACUAACCAGACAAGGGAAGAUCCUUCUCCUCGUGACUGUGAUAUUUCCAAAAAUGUGAAUCAAGCAGUCUCCUCCCAGAAAAAAUAUCAGAACCGUUCAUCUACGUCUGGUGAGGACGAGAUGGUCAAAUCUGAUAAGGAAGAAUCCGAAGAGGACAAGUCUGAUAAGAUGGGGACCGCACACCCCGUAGACACAGACACCUUUCUCGUGGUUAAGGAGGGAGAGGAAGAAUUAUUCUAG
Molecule: messenger RNA, 654 nt
Organism: Plasmodium knowlesi strain H
Lineage: Eukaryota; Apicomplexa; Aconoidasida; Haemosporida; Plasmodiidae
Product: conserved protein, unknown function
Exons: 1
Coding region: 1-654 (217 amino acids)
Biological process (GO): negative regulation of protein kinase activity
Cellular component (GO): nucleolus
Molecular function (GO): protein kinase binding; protein kinase inhibitor activity; double-stranded RNA binding
Source: RefSeq, a predicted model, not a curated record